UCUAAUUGGUCAACAAAAAACCCCCCAAAACCCUAGAUCAGUUUUACCCACCAGAGUCACGCAUCACACAAUCGAGUUUUAGGGUUUUAGCGGGUGCUCUCUCCGAAGGCAGAGAGAAGAGGGAGGAGGAAGUCUAAUUCCUCUGCGUUUUUCUUGCAAUUAGGGUUUCAUCAGAAGUGAAUUGAAAAUGGUGGCAGACAAGAGCAAGAAGGCUAAAACCGAAGAAGAAGACGUCGAGCAAAUCGAUAGAGAGCUUGUCCUCUCAAUUGAAAAGCUUCAAGAGAUCCAAGACGACCUCGAGAAGAUAAACGAAAAGGCUAGUGAUGAAGUGUUGGAAGUGGAGCAGAAAUAUAAUGUGAUAAGGAAACCUGUUUAUGACAAGCGUAACGAGAUUAUCAAAUCCAUCCCUGAUUUCUGGUUAACUGCUUUCUUGAGUCACCCUGCUCUUGGUGAACUUUUGACAGAAGAAGACCAAAAGAUUUUCAAAUUUCUUAGCUCUCUUGAUGUUGAGGAUGCCAAAGAUGUGAAAUCUGGAUACUCUAUCACUUUUUACUUCAAUCCCAAUCCAUUUUUUGAAGAUGGAAAACUAACAAAGACUUUUACCUUUCUCGAAGAAGGGACAACAAAAAUCACAGCCACGCCUAUCAAAUGGAAAGAGGGCAAAGGCUUGUCAAAUGGAGUGAAUCAUGAGAAGAAUGGAAACAAACGUGCAUUACCUGAAGAGAGCUUCUUUAAUUGGUUUCGUGAUGCUCAACACAAGGAGGAUGUUGAGGAUGAGAUGCAAGACGAGCAGGUUGCGGAUAUCAUCAAGGAAGAUUUGUGGCCCAACCCUCUCAACUACUUCAACAAUGAGGCUGAUGAAGAGGACUUUGAUGAUGGAGAUGAAGAGGGAAAAGAAGGUGAUUCUGAUGAAGAUGAUGACGAAGAAGACGGAGAUGGUGAGGAAUGAUGGGAGGGUUCCCCAGAAACCACAUUUGCUUACAUGUCAUCUCUAUAACAGAAUGUGUAAAGUUUUGUGUGUUUUGAAGGUUUUAAUUUUAAGCAAAAGUGGAUUAUGACAACAACAAAGAAGCUUUUUUAUUUAUUUUACCGUAAACCUUGUUGUAUGAAACCAUUUUCAGCUUGUGUUGCAAAAUCCUGCUUAAAUGGUUUUUGAGUCUUAGCUUCAUCUUUUGUCUUUUUUUUUUUUUCUUUCUAAAGAGGAUUAUAUUGUAAUUUCAUCACUGUUGUGUCUGUGUGACUUUACUGAAUAGAGAGAUCCGUGUGUUUAUGGUGAAAA
Molecule: messenger RNA, 1279 nt
Organism: Arabidopsis lyrata subsp. lyrata
Lineage: Eukaryota; Viridiplantae; Streptophyta; Magnoliopsida; Brassicales; Brassicaceae
Product: NAP1-related protein 2
Exons: 10
Coding region: 188-949 (253 amino acids)
Biological process (GO): nucleosome assembly
Cellular component (GO): nucleus; chromatin
Molecular function (GO): chromatin binding; histone binding
Source: RefSeq, a predicted model, not a curated record